Molecule: messenger RNA, 1977 nt
Organism: Copidosoma floridanum
Lineage: Eukaryota; Metazoa; Arthropoda; Insecta; Hymenoptera; Encyrtidae
Product: sarcomere length short
Molecular function (GO): actin binding
Source: RefSeq, a predicted model, not a curated record
UACCGAAGCCGGCUGACAUAAAUCCAUCGGAGAGCCAAUCGACAGGAAGCAAGAGCGAAGGCGGCCGAAAGACGAGCAAAAUCACAAUAGUACCGUCACAGCCGAAGAGCGACAAAAAUGCAGCGGCAGCAGCAACGACGACUACGGCGAGCACAAAGGUGCGCGAAAACGGCCGGCCGGAGCCGUCGAGCGCCAGGCCCCAGCUCGAGCGCCAGGUGCGGGUCGAAAAAUCGAGGUCGCGCGGCGAGCCCUUGCCCCUCGCCAAGAGCGAAAGCACAACCACAACCGGAGCGCCAACGUUGUCGAAGAGCGCCUCGCGGGCCAACAUCCCGCCACCGCCGCCUCCACGGCCUCCGCCGCCGCCACCUUCGCGUGUCGUGGUGCCGGUGCUGAAGGACCUGCCCCCCCUGACGGAGACCCAGAAGAUGACCCUCGAGAUGCUCAAGUCCCGGCCGAGGAAGCGCCCCGACUGGGGUGACAUGAUGAAGGAGGUCGAGAGCGGCAAAAAGCUCAGGCAUGUACAGUGCAACGACAGGAGCGCCCCGCUCAUCGAGCGCGUCAAGGUUACCAAAGUCACGGCCGAUCCGGAAGCAGGAGAGGCGCACUUUGUCUUCGACUCGGAGAAGUCGAACAUGCACAACAAGCUACUGAAGCAGAUCCAGGAGGGCGUGAAGCUGCGCAGCGUCAAAACAAACGACAGAUCCAAGCCGGUGCUCGAGGGUCUGCGGAAGUUCCGCCGGCAACUGACGAUAGAGGAACAGAUGCAAAAGGCCGAGCACGCGCCCGAGCAGGAACCCAUCGCCGACGAGAUGGACGACAUAGACGCGGUGCGCGACGACCUCCAGAGCACCAAGCAAAUGCUCGCCCUCGAGCUCAGGAACAAGGAGGCCCUCGAGAGGGAGAACAAAAGGUUGCAGAGUCCCUUAGGUAGAAAAAGCCCCGAAGCGCAUCUAGUCGAGCUACAGCGUGAAAAUGUUCGCUCGCAGGCGAGGAUCCUGAACCUCGAGGUGGAGCUCGAGCAGGAGCGCUCGGGGAAAACGUCGGUGAAGCCGGACAGCAGCGGGCAGAAGGACGAGAAGCUCACCGAGUCGUUGAAGCGCGAGGCGGACCAGGCGCGCCGGGACGCCGAGAGGCUCGAGAAGGACUUUGCCAGCGCGGCCGAGGAGAGGGACAGGGCCAAGAACGAGCUCGAGGAGAUGAAGCGCAUGUACAGCAAUCUGGAGAAGCGCAUGAAAGCUGGAAUGGCACUGGCCGGCUGCCCCAGCGCCAAGGACGUGGCGAGGAUAGCCUCCCAGAAGAGCAUGGACAAGCCGGAGCCCGAGGAGAGCGAGGAGAGCGAGGAGGAAGAGAGCAGCGAGGAGGAGAGCAGCGAGGAGGAGGAUCCCAAAGUUGCCGAGGAGAAGCGCCAGCAAAGGGAGCUCAAGCUCAUGAAGACCAAGAUAAGGAAUUUCAAGGACAAGACUGUCAAUUCCAAGAAGGAGAGACAAGCACUGAAAGAACAAAUAAAGCAGCAGCAAAAGUUCCUGAAGGACGAGAAGAAGAAGUUCAAGAGUCUCCAGAAGGAGGUGGACAAAAUGGCCAAACUGAUGGCAGACACGGAAGAGAACGAGGACGAGGAAGAAGAGGAGGACGAGGAGGAAGAGGAGACGGAAUCCGAAGAGGACUCAGAGUCCGAGGAGUCGGAGGAUGAGGAGGACUCUGAAACUGACGACGAAGAGAAACCUGUAGAGCAGCGCAAAGACAAAUUGCAGAAUCGCGUCAAGAGACACGAAAACAGAUUGGGAGCACUAAAGAAGGGCAACUAUUUGCUCAAGGCCCAAGUGGACAGACUAAAGGAUGACCUAGCUAAACAGCGGGAAGAAAGUCUUUCGUUGCAAGAAGAUUUGGAUUCUGUGUUGGCUGAAUUAGGUUGAGACCAAAGGCACGCGGAUAAAUGCUGAUCCAAAGAGAAUAAUUAAAAGUACAUUAAUAAUAAUA